UUAUUUAAGAUCAUUACUGCUCUUAUAUUAUUCUUAAUGCUCUACACAUAUACACUCUAAUAAUAAUAAUAAUAAUAAUAAUAAUAAUAAUAAAACUAUUACAUAAUGCAUACUCCCGAUCGUAAACUUGGGCACUUGGAAAAAUUCCAAAUCUCCAAGCAGUUAGUAAAAUGCUAUGGCAGUGUUAAUCUUACAGUCGACCUUCACCAUUCCCCUCGUCCUAUUCAUGAUGACAAAUCCAGCGCAAGACAAUUUUACAUUGACAAGUUGUCUCCUGCACUUGCUCAGCUUAUUCAAGACCACCCAUUAUUGUCAGUAGCUACCAAAGAUUCGUACAAGCCUUCUGCUCAUUUCAUUCGCCUAGAGUCUGUUAAUCUUGAAGAAAUCAUCCUUUUUGAAGAAUCCCGAUUCUGGGAAGAACGAGACCAGAUAAUUGCCAACGAAUCUCGAUAUGAAUUCGACCUCGAUGCAGAAUCACCUCUUUGGCAUCUGUUGGUUUGUGCUCAUCCCGAUCGGCCUGAUCAAUGCUCAAUCACACUUACCGUACAACAUUUGAUUGCCGAUGGUGGUAGUCUGGUGAUUUUCUGGAAAGGACUUUUAGCUUACCUAAGCAACCCUCCUUCUCAUACUGGUUUUGCUUCAAACAUUGUAACCAUCAUUUCCUCCGAACCUUUGCCUUCCCCUAUGGAUCAGCGUCACCCACCCGAGCUUGAUUUUGUGGAUAUGUGUCAAGUGGUGUACGGCGAGACCGUUAAGAUUCUUCCUAAAUCUUUGAAAAAUUUCCUGGAUCCCUCUCAGUUGUCUUGGGGGGGCGAUUAUCCUGCUCCUGCAGAUGCUGUACACAAUACUGUUUUACGUACUUUAAAGUGUGGCGGACCAACGUGGCAAUCGAUUGUAAAGAAAUCAAAGGAACAUGGCGUGACGGUACACGCGACUCUGUAUGCAACUGCUGUGCUCGCUUGGUCUGAACUUUAUCCUAAUACUUCUCUCAAGACAUUUACGCCUACCAACUGUCGAUUUCUUUGCAAAGACACUCCGUCCGAUGAAAUUGGAAACUUUGUUGGUACAUUUGAAAACUUCCUCACCGUAGGUGAAUUGGGUAUUGGGGUAUGGCCUUUGGCGAAGUCUUAUCACAAAAUUUUGCAAGCCAACAAGAUCAAUUCGGCAAAGAAAGCAUGGCUUCUAAAGUACCUCAAGAACUUUCCGGAAGAUUAUUAUGAAUUUUAUCGUAAAAGGCGUGAUAUCUACGAAAUGGGACGUGUUGGUGGAAUUGAGCUGUCUGAUCUCGGCCGAGCCGAUGUCUUACCAUCUGGUGGCGACUGGAAAGUUGACGGCAUGUGGUUCUGUCAGAGUGCACAUACUUCUUCUAAUGCAUUGGGUCUCAACACAAUUACUUUUGAUGGAACUGCGCAUGCUACAAUUGCAUGGCAGGCAGGUUCGUUAGAUGAAUCCAAAAUUGAUAGAAUGAGCCAGGUGUGGUUAACUCAUCUCGAGAACUGCGCCAUCUAAUCAAAAAGAGUGACGCAGCAUAAUGUAGAUAUAUAUAUUCUUUACUUUUAAUUUGUAUUCAUUUAUUUUAUAACUGUUUAAUAAUAAUAACCAAACGUAGCAAAGAAUAAACAUCUCUUAUGGAAUCAUC
Messenger RNA from Phycomyces blakesleeanus NRRL 1555(-), 1639 nucleotides. RefSeq lists its product as hypothetical. Lineage: Eukaryota; Fungi; Mucoromycota; Mucoromycetes; Mucorales; Phycomycetaceae. The transcript has a single exon. Bases 106 to 1509 code for a protein of 467 amino acids. The record is from RefSeq and is a predicted model, not a curated record.